Messenger RNA from Balaenoptera acutorostrata (minke whale), 3623 nucleotides. It is a transcript of the gene GPSM1, whose product is annotated as G protein signaling modulator 1. The record is from RefSeq and is a predicted model, not a curated record. NCBI's taxonomy places the organism in Eukaryota, Metazoa, Chordata, Mammalia, Artiodactyla, Balaenopteridae. Gene Ontology annotation, molecular function: protein binding; GTPase regulator activity.
CAUCACGGCCACGGCGGGAGGGGCGGCGCCGCGCACAUCACUUCCUCGGCGCCUCCCGCCCGCGCGGACUGACGGACGACUGGCGGGCGGUGGACGGCGGAGAGCGGCCCGCGGACCGGCGCGGGGCGGCGCGAGGCGGCGGAGCGUGGGGUGCGCGGCCCCCGGCCCUCGGCGCCCCCGGCCCCAUGGCGGGUCCGGCCCCGCCCGCCGCUGACGAGCUGCUCGGCCCUGCCCGGCGCCUCUACUCCAGGAUGGAAGCCUCGUGUCUGGAGCUGGCCCUGGAGGGUGAGCGGCUGUGCAAGGCUGGCGACUUCAAGGCGGGCGUGGCCUUCUUUGAGGCCGCUGUGCAGGUGGGCACCGAGGACCUGAAGACGCUGAGUGCCAUCUACAGCCAGCUGGGCAACGCCUACUUCUACCUGAAGGAGUACGCCCGGGCGCUGGAGUACCACAAGCAUGACCUGUUGCUGGCUCGGACCAUCGGUGACCGCAUGGGGGAGGCCAAGGCCAGUGGGAACCUGGGCAACACACUCAAGGUGCUGGGCCGCUUUGACGAGGCCAUUGUCUGCUGCCAGCGGCACCUGGACAUCGCCCAGGAGCAGGGGGACAAGGUCGGGGAGGCGAGGGCACUUUACAACAUUGGCAACGUGUACCACGCCAAGGGCAAGCAGCUGUCCUGGAACGCAGCACAGGACCCUGGGCACCUGCCGCCUGCCGUCCGCGAGACGCUGCGCCGGGCCUCCGAGUUCUACGAGAGGAACCUGUCCCUGGUGAAGGAGCUGGGCGACCGGGCAGCCCAGGGCAGGGCCUAUGGCAACCUGGGCAACACCCACUACCUGCUGGGGAGCUUCACGGAGGCCACGACCUUCCACAAGGAGCGCCUGGCCAUUGCCAAGGAAUUUGGAGACAAGGCGGCAGAGAGGAGGGCCUACAGCAACCUGGGGAACGCCCACAUCUUCCUGGGGCGCUUCGACGUGGCCGCCGAGUACUACAAGAAGACUCUGCAGCUGUCCCGGCAGCUCAAGGACCAGGCGGUGGAGGCGCAGGCCUGCUACAGCCUGGGCAACACGUACACGCUGCUGCAAGACUACGAGCGCGCCGCCGAGUACCACCUGCGGCACCUGCUCAUCGCCCAGGAGCUGGCCGACAGAGUGGGUGAGGGCCGGGCGUGUUGGAGCCUGGGGAACGCCUAUGUAUCCAUGGGGAGCCCAGCACAGGCCCUGACCUUCGCCAAGAAGCACCUGGAGAUCUCCCAGGAGAUCGGGGACCGCAGUGGGGAGCUUACGGCCCGCAUGAACGUGGCGCAGCUGCAGCUGGCUCUGGGCCGGCUGUCCAGCCCGGCAGCCGCGGAGAAGCCAGACCUGGCCGGCUACGAGGCCCAAGGGGCCAGGCCCAAGAGGACACAGAGGCUGAGCGCGGAAACCUGGGACCGGCUGCGGUUCCCCCCGGAGCGGGAGCAGAAUGGAGACAGCCACCCCGCGGGGGACUGGCGGGGGCCGGGCAGGGACCUGCUCCCCCUCCCCGUGAGGAGCAGGAAGUACCAGGAAGGGCCGGACGCUGCUGAGAGGAGGCCCCGGGAGGGUGGCCACUCCCCACUGGACAGCGCGGACGUCCGGGUGCAGGUGCCUCGUACGAGCAUCCCCCGGGCCCCGUCCUCCGACGAGGAGUGCUUCUUUGACCUGCUGAGCAAGUUCCAGAGCAGCCGCAUGGAUGACCAGCGCUGUCCCCUGGAGGAGGGUCAGCCCGCGGCUGCUGAAGCCACGGCCGCCCCCACCCUGGAGGAGAGGAUUGCCCAGCCCUCGCUGACGGCCUCCCCCCAGACCGAGGAGUUCUUCGACCUCAUCGCCAGCUCCCAGAGCCGCCGCCUGGACGACCAGCGGGCCAGCGUGGGCAGCCUGCCCGGGCUGCGCAUCACCCAUAACAAUCUGGGCCACCUGCGUGGUGACGGGGACCCCCAGGAACCGGGGGACGAGUUCUUCAACAUGCUCAUCAAGUGCCAGUCCUCCAGGAUCGACGACCAGCGCUGCCCGCCGCCGGACGUGCUGCCCCGCGGCCCCACCAUGCCCGACGAAGACUUCUUCAGCCUCAUCCAGAGGGUCCAGGCCAAGCGGAUGGACGAGCAGCGGGUGGACCUCGCCGAGCCCGGAGGAGGUGGGCGGACCCCCCGAGUCCCGGCAGCAGUGCCAGCCCGGCGCCAGCUAAGGCCUCGCACCCACAGCCGGGCCCGCCCCACCCCCGCUCCUGGACCGGGGCGGCGGCCGGGGGGAGCUCCCAAACGUCCAGGAUGUCCACAGUCCCCCCUCAGAAGCCAAAUCCUCCCGAGGCCACAGCUGAGGGCAGGCUCUGAGCCACCCGGCCCUUCUCACUGAGCCGGACGCUGGGCACGCGGCCCCCGUGGCGUCCCCUCCCCAGGGCAGCAGGCUUGGGCCAGGGCCCACUCCGGUCCUGCGCCGGCCCCCCGAGGUACGCAGCUUCCUGCAGGCCUGCCCCGCCCAGCCCUGCCGUCGCCCCGCCUCUGCCCCAGGCCGGGCCUCCAGCAUGUCGGCCCCGAAGCCCGGUGCUGUCCAGACCUCCACGCUCUCUCCCUGACCCCCGCCCAGCCAAAUGUGAAAACCCCGCUGACCCCCAACCCCCAAAGGUGUCUCUGAAGCCUCUUCUCUGGGGCCACCAGCGGCACGGGCGUUUCUGUCCUCCUGAAGCUGGCCCAGCUGUGCUCGCCCCAGUCCGGCCUCACCCCUGGGGAGGGCCCCCUCCCGGCCCCUCUCCCCUCCCUCCUACCGGGCCUGGAGGAGGAGGAGGAGGAGGAGGAGGCCAGUCCCAGAAAGCCUGGGGCCUGACGAGGCAGUGGAGGCGGUGCCCCCUACGUGGGGUCCCCGGGCCCUGGCACUUUAGUCCCCAGCCCCACCAGGCACGUGGUCCUGAGCCGGCAGGGCAGGGAGGGAAGGGGGUGAGCUCCACAUUCCUCAAGUCCAAGCCCAGGAGCCCAGGAACUGAGCCGGCCCGGUUCUGGGAAUACCAGCCGGUAGGGGUCUGCACCCUGACCAUGCCAGGGUGGGCGGCAGGUGCGAGGGCUCCAGCUCUGUGGCCGUGGCGAGCACCCAGCCCUCAACCCCACCGCGGGGUGAGAUGACAUCACGCCUUCUCCCGUGGGGUGAGUCGGCCCUCGGGAUUGGGCAGGAGACAGGCCCCCGGGGAGACCGUGGCCGGUGCCCUCGCCCAGACCCCCCGUGUCAGCCCGCCUACUGCAGGGCCCACCUCCAGCUCUCCUGGAGUGUCCCUGGGUCGAGCCGCGGCCCCACGGCCCCCAGGCGGCCCUCCUCUUGCGUGGCGCCUCACGCAGCCCCACGGUCCCGCUCUCUGAGCGUGGGGAGGCCGCCGGGCCCCCGCCCCUCGGUACAGCCCGGGGCGCUCUGGGCGGGGGAGCCCCCGAGGGCGAGGGUAGGGCGGCAGGUGUGGGGGCAGAGGCCAGAGCACAGGCUCCUGCUUGGCCGCCCCACACACCCGAAUGUACGUGCGUAUUUAUUGCUCACACGUGUGUUUGCCAUGUUGUCAAGGGGUCCUUUCCAACCCAAGAGGUACAUUUGUUCUUCUGUUUUUCCCGAAAAAAAUAAAGUCUGCCAAGCGAA